AUGGCCGUCCAAAAUUGGAAGACAGAAGUGUGUAGUGGGCGGAUACCUACCUACUGCAUGUUUCAUUGGGCAUGGUUGAUGUGGCAACAGCAUUUCAGGCUCCCAUGGGCAUUUGAGCAAGUGGACGGAAUCCUGCCAGGGCUGGGGCUCGUCGACCAAGCAUCUGGCUGCUGUUGGAAAAGGCAGGCGCGUGGGGAAGUGUGUUCGGGGAUCGAGAAUAGUUUUGUGCAGCGUCUCUCUGCUCGGGACGUUUCGAAGGACGCUGAUGGUGCCGCCGUCCCUGAUCGCCCACCACCACAUUGCGCGCUUGCCAAGUGCCGACAUGACAUAGCCGUUUUGAACGACCGCAUGGCGCCCUUCUGCUGCAACAAACGUGCAUGGUGCCACCUUUAG
Molecule: messenger RNA, 393 nt
Organism: Ostreobium quekettii
Lineage: Eukaryota; Viridiplantae; Chlorophyta; Ulvophyceae; Bryopsidales; Ostreobiaceae
Source: the annotation of a GenBank genome assembly